AUGUUCGCCCGCCGUUCCGUCUCGUUUGCCCUCAAUGCGCGCGCGUUCCACGCGUCAGCCCUCCAGUCCGCAGACAAGUCGGCUCUUGAGGUUCGUCUCCGCGACUCGCUCAAGAGCGCGAUGAAGGCGCGCGACAAGGCCGCCGUCUCGACUCUCAAGUCCGUUAUCGCCGAUGUGACGUACGUCGUCAAGUCCGGGAGCACGCCCAACGACCCCGCGAGCCAGGAGACGGUCAUCAACACUGUCCGGAAGGGCAUUGCGAAGCGGCGCGAGGCGGCUGAGUCUUACGCGGCCGGCACGCCCGGUGCGUCCGAGGAGCACUACGCCAACUUUAUGGACGAGAUCGCGCUGCUCGAGAAGUACAUGCCCGUUCCGCCGACCGGCGAGGCAGUCCAGAAGAUUGUCGACGAGAUUGUGGCCGGGCUCGAGACACGUAACAAGGCGCAGACGGGGACGGUCAUGAAGGCGCUCUGGGAGCGGUUGGGAGAGGCGCGAGCGGCGGUCGACAAGAAAGACGUCGCGGCGCGCGUGGCCAAGGCCCUCAAGUAG
Molecule: messenger RNA, 549 nt
Organism: Cutaneotrichosporon cavernicola
Lineage: Eukaryota; Fungi; Basidiomycota; Tremellomycetes; Trichosporonales; Trichosporonaceae
Exons: 2
Coding region: 1-549 (182 amino acids)
Cellular component (GO): mitochondrion
Molecular function (GO): carbon-nitrogen ligase activity, with glutamine as amido-N-donor
Source: RefSeq, a predicted model, not a curated record